Messenger RNA from Miniopterus natalensis, 1011 nucleotides. Its product is annotated as protein LEG1 homolog. The record is from RefSeq and is a predicted model, not a curated record. Lineage: Eukaryota; Metazoa; Chordata; Mammalia; Chiroptera; Miniopteridae.
AUGGCUUCCAUUUCCCUGCACUGUGUGGUAAUUGGCUGUAUUUUGCUUCAUUUGGCAGGAGCAUCCCCUCUCUCAGAUGCCUAUCCCCCUCUGUGGAAAGACUGUCCUGGUCAGCUUAGUGACUACAAGGUAGAAAAUGGAAAAUACAUAAUUAAUUUCUGGCAUUACCUUGAGAGACAAGGGGCGUAUAAAAUCCUAUUGAAUGAGACAGCCAAGUAUUUUGAAAAAUUAGCGCCAGAAAAUGAACAAAAUAUUUUAUGGGGACUACCUGUUGAUCAUGGAUGGCAAUAUCAUACAGGCAGAUUAGCUGAUCCCACCCAAAGAACAGACUGUGGCCUUAAGUCUGGGGAUCACCUGUGCAUCUCUGUAGACAGUUGGUGGGCAGACGUUAAUUUUUAUCUCUCUGCAAUGCCGUUUCUUGCUGCAGUUGAUUCUGGCAUAAUUGGGAUACCUUCAGACAAUGUCACAUUUCUGCCACCAUACAAGGAUCAGAUGAGCUUUUGUUAUAAUGUUUCUAGCUGUCAUUCAUCCUUUCCAGAAGCAAUGAAAAAGUGGAAUGAAUUUUACCAGCAUUUAAAGUCAGAUUCUAAUAGUUUUGAUGACCUGCUGAAGUACUUAUGGGCUGCACAUGCCUCAUCCUUGGAGGUUGUUCAUAAAAAUUUUCACAACAGGUUAAAGUAUUAUUCUAAACAAGAAGCACAUUUUGAAAGAAAUUGGGCUUUGUUUGUGGAUUACUUAGCUCCACCACUCUUUCCUUCAACUUUGAUUAGAACCCACAACUUCCUGAAAGGUCUGCCGACACGAGUGCUUCUUAGUGGGGAUCGAGUCCCCUUCAUCAGUGACUUUACUGCCUUUCAGAAGAGUGUCCUGCUUGCUCUAAAUCUUUUGCACAAAGUGCAUGUGUAUACAGGAACACUGUCUUUCAUUGUAUGGGAAAAUUUAAUGAAGUUCAAAGUUGCAAGAAAACUGUUUCUAGAGAUUUUGGAAUUCAUCCUUCACGUUUUUGAUUAA